This is a messenger RNA of Gymnogyps californianus (California condor), 1909 nucleotides long. RefSeq names its product dorsal inhibitory axon guidance protein (gene DRAXIN). Gene Ontology annotation, cellular component: extracellular region. The record is from RefSeq and is a predicted model, not a curated record. Bases 1 to 1053 code for a protein of 350 amino acids. NCBI's taxonomy places the organism in Eukaryota, Metazoa, Chordata, Aves, Accipitriformes, Cathartidae. The transcript is spliced from 6 exons. Gene Ontology annotation, biological process: axon guidance; Wnt signaling pathway.
AUGGCAACUUCUUCCACCUUCUUCUCUCCUUUCCUUUUCCUGUGCGUGCUGGUUCUUUCUGACAUCAGUCUUGCAGUCUCCCUGGACUCUGGCACAAAGCUCAGAAAUGUCCCAGAGAACAACAACCAUCUUCAAAACCAAGAGAUGUGGCUGCAGCAGCCCAGAAGUGGGCACCACCACAAGCAUGGCUUGGACAAGAAGGAGAGGGUCCAUGCCAUGCCUUCUAGAGGGCGUCCCGCUGGGGAAGAGGCCCUCAGAAUGGGUAGCGGAGCUCCAGCUGUGGAAGAGCUGGUGGCAGAGGGACAGCCAGCAGCCCUGAAACAGAAUAAGGAUGUGUUCCUGGGUUUUGAGUUCCCAUAUCCUGAGAGGGAGAACCAGUCUCCUGGGUCUGAGAGAGGAAAGAAGCAGAAUCGAGAGCAUCGUCGACACAGCCGCAGGGACAGGCUGAAACACCACAGAGGGAAGACACCUGAUGCUGGGCCAAGCUCCCUGUACAAGAAACCUGAAAGCUUUGAAGAACAGUUUCAAAACCUCCAGGCAGAGGAAGCUACAAGUCUGACUCCCACCAUGCUUCUCAUCACUGCACUGGAACUAGCUGUUUCCACAGAAGAGCCUCCUGUUCUUCCAGCCACAUCACCACGGUCACAGGCCCGCUUCAGGCAAGAUGGGGAUGUGAUGCCCACCCUAGAUAUGGCACUCUUUGACUGGACAGAUUAUGAGGAUCUCAAACCAGAAAUGUGGCCAUCUGCCAAAAAGAAAGAAAAACGCCGCAGUAAGAGCCCCAACAGUGGAAAUGAAACCGUGACGGCUGAAGGAGAGCCAUGUGAUCAUCACCUUGACUGCCUCCCAGGCUCUUGCUGCGACUUGCGUGAACACCUCUGCAAACCACACAAUCGAGGCCUUAACAACAAAUGUUAUGACGACUGUAUGUGCACUGAAGGGCUACGUUGUUAUGCCAAAUUCCACCGCAACCGAAGAGUGACCCGGAGGAAAGGGCGCUGCGUGGAGCCCGAAUCGGCCAACGGAGAGCAGGGAUCAUUCAUUAAUGUUUAGGAGGGUGGGACUCCCGCCUGGAUGGUCAGGAGCUGGGGUCAAACUGUUUAUACCUAGCAAUAGGAAUUAGAGGAAAAAGUCAAGCAAAUGACUGAAGCUGCAGGCUCUGAACAUGCCAGGUUCCAACAAGACUGAAGCUCAUCUUAACUAUAAAUAGAGUGGCCUCAGCCUUUUCCAUACCAGAACUGCAUUCCCCCUCCCUUCCCUCAGCACAUUCCUGCCAUUGAGCUGGGUCCCCCUCUCCUGGUUAGUAAGAGAUGAUCAUGACUACUGUUCUGAUGGUCCUGGCGGGAAAGGGCUCUGCAGUUUCAUCUCCUCCUCUCAACAGAGGCAAGAUAUGAAAGAUCCUUCAGGUCAAAGGGGAUAUGAGCUUAAACUUUACCCCUUAACUAUUGCUUGAGAAGAAAGGUAGAUCCUCCUUAAGGAUCAGAGGUUCCUAGAGGAUAGGAAGCUUGUAGCCUCCAGGUGGAAUCAAAGGUGGGAAACCGAUCAGCAGGAAGCUGGCUGCCUAGGUGAGAGGGGACCCUCUGACAGAGCUCUUGCUCUCUCCCUUGUUCACCGUUACAGACAGAUAUUCCCUGGCUGUUACACACUACCACUUCCUACCUGUCUUCUCUGGGACCAUCCAGUCCCGCUCCUUCCUUCCUUUCUUGCUUCCAGAGAAACACCUGGUUUCUGCAAGGAUGUGGCAAGACAUCCCAGCCUGCAGCUCUCACUCAUUUAGCUAUCCUGCCAAGUCUGUUAUUUUUAAUGAUUAUUUUUAGGAGCUUUCUGGGGAAGUGAUAGUUUUCCUAGUGAGCCAAAAAUAAAGUUUUUGGUAACAGGAGAUAGGGACAGACUGUUCCAUUGUAGUAAA